GUUGGGUUUUGCAUUCAAAGUAUAUCUAUUUUUGGUAACAGUUUUUCCGAAACCGCUAGAACGACAACAAGAGACUGCCUACAAGGAUAAUUGCUCUCAAGUUUUGAUUUGCAGUAUGGCUGGUUCUGAGACGAAGCCUAAAGAUGUCAGUGAUGUCACAUGCUCUCUUUGCCUGGAGCAGUACCAAGACCCGCGAGUGCUAGCCUGUCUGCACACUUAUUGCCGACACUGUCUGGAAAGUCUGGUAGAGCACAGCCAAGGAACGCACAGUGUCUUGCCCCCAGUGCCGUGAAAAAAUAGUGAUUAGUGUGGAAGAGGUAAAAGAUCUAAAAGUAGACUUCAUGCUGAAUGAUAUGAUUAAAAAGAUGUCGCUGGAUCAGGAAAAUAAAGCCGACAUCUCUAUUACUUGUGAAACCUGCCAAAGUGAUGUUGCUACUGGGAGAUGCGAUGAUUGCUGUGAGUUCAUGUGUGAGUUCUGCAUCACAGCACACGGGCGUUUUCUGCGAACGAAGCAGCACAAGAUAAUAGGUGUGAAAGAGGCCACAGUGAAAGGCAAGUCAAACUGCAAGUCACACUAUUGCCCAAGGCACAAAGGAGAAAGGCUCACUUUGUUGUGUGACACUUGUGACGAACUGAUUUGCCGAGAUUGUGCAAUCACUACCCACCAAUAUCACAAGAUCAACUUUACUAGCAACAUUAUAGAUCGAGAGAAAGACGAAAUUAAGGCGAAACUGGAAGAAGUAAAAUCCAAGCAAAUCGAUUCAUCCCAACUACAUGAUAAAGUCGUAAAUGAAAAAGCUCGAAUAGAAGCACAAAAAAAAUCGUUGACGUCUGAAAUUGACGACUUUAUAAACGCACAGAUCAGUACUUUGGAAAAGAUGCGUUCAAAUCUAAAAGAUGAGGUUAUUUCUGAUUAUGAGAAGAGAAAUAAGCAGCUUGAUUGUCACGAAGAUUUUCUUUCUAUUUUCAUCGCAAACUGCAAUAGCUGUGUGAAGUUCGCAGAGCGUGUAUGUCAGGCGGGUCCAGGAAACGAAGUUGAGGUGUUAUCGUUGAAGAGGGAGAUCAUGCCGCGACUAUCACAUCUUGCAGAUACCACCAUGCAAGAUGUGCUGUUUGAAAAAGUCAUCGUUACCUUUAAUGUAGACGAGGUUUUCUGGAAAUCUGUGACCGAGAAAGCUUCUUUCGAAAGAGUGACCGUUGACCCCAAGCAGUGCGUCGUUACCAUGGGAACAGGUGCAGAGCCAGGGAUCAUUUAUUCCACGUUUGCAAAGCAGCGCAUACAUUUUUCCGUUGCAGUUUACGACAGUGAGAAGCAACGUUAUGAUGCGCCAGUGAGGGUCGAAGCUUAUGUUCAAAAGAUAUCUAUUUCAGCUGGGCCAGGGAUCCCUUUGAAUGUUGUAAUACAGUUUUAUGACAAUGGCUAUGGCUAUGAAUUUACGUACAGGCCACCUGAUAAAGGAAUGUAUAAAUUGUCUGUUACAGUAAACGGUGAACAUGUCAGAAGGAGCCCAUUCCAUUGUUGGGUGCGACCAAAGGUUGAUUUGGUCAAAAUGUUUGAGGAGUCUGCCGGCUACCCCUUACUGUCAUUUACUGUCAAAAACUAGUUGGGCGCAACACGUCGCUGUGAGAGUCCAAUUUCUCAAAGCAAGUUUGGAACUUGAGCUCGGAGUAAAACGUAAAUCAAAUAAGGGUGAGCAGAUCUGGGGUUGUAAGUCUCAUAGUGCCGUGACAUUUGAUCAGAAUAACGACUGACAUUAUAAGAAAAGUUGGGGUGGCGUGUUUGGGAUGUAUCUCAGCAGUGAUGAGCUGGGAACAAGAAUGAUUAUCUGUGAUGAAGGAACAGACGAGAGGGAUAUAUUCAAGGGAAUCCGCUGUCCUGUUUAUUUACAUACCGGCGGCAAAUGGUCUCCACAGUUAGAGAAAGAAGAAGAACAAAAAAACUCUGAACUUUGAACUGUGUUUUACAUGAUUUGUGCGUCUAGCCGUUCCAGGUUUUGAAUUUUCCGAAUUUUCUGCUAGAAAUGCUAAAGCAACACUAGAAAUGCACCACUGUUUAGACAUUCAAGUUAAAUAUAGAAAGAAGAAAUAAGCUAAAAACAUGGACAAAAAUUAAGAGAUGAAAUAUAGAAAAUGAUAGAGAACGAUUUGAUGCUGUAUUGUUGUUACCACUCUCCCCAGGAUCAAGGUAGGGAUCAUUCUCAUGUAUUUGUUGGGAUCGAGAUUCCAAAUAUUGUGAUCGGGACGAUUUUCUAGGGAUCUGGUAACUUUUCUUGGACCUAAGAAAUAGAUUUCACAAUGUCCAGAACUUUUUUUCUUUUUCCAAAAGUCAGACCAAAGUUAAUUCGAGCAUCAUAUUUCUCUGUCGGAACUUUUAGUUGAUUUUUGCGUUUUUUUGUGUAAAGUGCUGUCUUUCUAACUCAUAAGCCUGGCUCAUUUGAAAACAAAGAAGUCAUGCAAGCCUUAUCGUGUUCUCCUAAUGAAAAUAUACACAUGAAUAACCCUAAA
Molecule: messenger RNA, 2505 nt
Organism: Nematostella vectensis (starlet sea anemone)
Lineage: Eukaryota; Metazoa; Cnidaria; Anthozoa; Actiniaria; Edwardsiidae
Product: tripartite motif-containing protein 45-like
Exons: 3
Coding region: 342-1604 (420 amino acids)
Biological process (GO): positive regulation of DNA-templated transcription
Cellular component (GO): nucleoplasm; chromatin
Molecular function (GO): zinc ion binding; ubiquitin-protein transferase activity; protein binding
Source: RefSeq, a predicted model, not a curated record